Messenger RNA from Stylophora pistillata, 6424 nucleotides. RefSeq names its product pappalysin-1. The record is from RefSeq and is a predicted model, not a curated record. Gene Ontology annotation, molecular function: protein binding; metalloendopeptidase activity. Gene Ontology annotation, biological process: cell surface receptor signaling pathway; proteolysis. Lineage: Eukaryota; Metazoa; Cnidaria; Anthozoa; Scleractinia; Pocilloporidae.
UUCCCGCUUACCUUUUUCUGCGUCAAGUUAGCUUUUAGUCUCGAAUGAAAUGACCGACAAAGUCUAAUUCUACGGAAUUCCGUAACGGAAGUUUCAUUUUCACAAACCAUGAUAAUCGCAUGUCUUUGUCACGUGCUAUAGAUAAUGAAGAGAUUAUUCCAGCGUCAGUCAAUCGUGGGCACAGGUUACAUAGUGUCUCGAGCAUAUGGGCCGGAAAAUAAGCAGGGAAGAAUUAAACGAAAAGAAACUGUAAUCAUGAAGAUUCAGCACUUAUAAAGGAGAGAUAUACGGGGCAUAAAAGUCGUGUGCUGUAAUCUGGGAGGAUUAUUCACCGGUGACGUACAGAAAGGAAAGGAAAACGCUUGGAGCGCGGAAGAUUUGUUUGACAACUCGCUGAAAAAUGGGAGAUCGUGGCAACAAGGUUCUACAUCUCAUGUCACUGGUAUUCUUAUUACUCUCUGUGGUGAAAAUAGAGAUGGUAUAUGGAAAUAGCGGCAUUUUAAAUGCCAUGAAAGCCGCUGAGGCCGAAGAGGAAAAGCACCGCUCUGACUGCGCUUCAAAGCGACGUGUCAAACGCCAUGAUCACGCACGGUUUCCACAAUCUCCACCGACAGGGUCGAAAUUUGGAAAUGCUCUGAGUUUACUUGAUGACGCAGUCGUGCGAUUUACAGGAUCCGUCAAAAUACCAUCGCAUCAGUUUACAGUAGACUUUUGGAUGAGACCCGAAGGUGGGCAGGUAUCGCCAGUGACAGUCCUCGGCCUGUUUGACGAUUGUUCGCUGGACAAAAAUGACGGUGGUUGGGCGAUAGGCCUGGAGGAGGCGAGUACUGAGCGAAGCCUGAGAGUCUUUUUUAGACUACGAACGCAAAGAUCAGAUAACGACACGAAACUGUUUUCUCCGCGCAGCGUGGAACCAAACGUAUGGCUUCAUGUUGCAGCAACAUUCAAUGGAAAGAAAAUGAAAUUGUACAUAAAUCAAGCCAAAGUGGGAGUAUCUUCAGAACAAAGCGGACACAUUUUCGCCGACGGCUUCGACUCGUACCCCUGUGAACACUUAGAGGCGGGUGGCGAUCGCUCAACCGGAGUGUUUUAUCGUGGUCUAAUCGAUGAGAUUCGGCUGUGGUCAAUUGCGAAAUCGCACAAGGAAAUCAUCAAGAAUGUUUUUGCCCCAAUUAGAGAUGACGAGCCAUACCUCGAUGAUGUCCAUCUUGCAAUGUACGAAAGCUUCGCUCAAAAGGAAGAGCUCAAUCGCAAUCCGAAGACCAGAUGGGUGGCUGUUACUGGCAAACCGGACAUUUUAAAGUCAACAAUUCCAGGCGAUGCCAACGAUUUUUCGGUCGUUAAGCCCCCGUGUGGUGUAACAGUUUGCGACAAUCCCGAGAUUAUCCGCAGUUAUGACAAAAAUAAGCACCUGCGAGGUAAAAAGCUUGUGCGAUAUCGAGUUGUUAACAUAAUGGAUGAUGACGGCACAAAUCCUAUGGUGACCAAGAAACAGUUGAAAGCGCAGCACACUCAUCUAAACCGAGCUUUCAAGCGCUACAACAUCACAUUCGAACUCAGCGAAUGGAACAUCCGAAAUACCUCCUUACGACGGCGCACGGUGACCUACCAGUGCGAACGCGAAAAGAUCGGUGAUUCGAAUUGCAAUCACCAGCAUUGCAAAUAUGAAAUUACGGGAAAUGACGGCGGCGACUGCGAUGAUUACAAAGUCAGAUGUGACGCCAAAAAGCGCGGGAACGGUAUUUGCGACAAAGAAUGCAACAAGUUCUACAACGCAUGGGAUGAUGGCGAUUGUUGUAACGAGAGUGUGACCAAUAUUUAUAAAAACUGCUUCGAUCCCAGUUCUCCAAACAGAGCUUACAUGAGUGAGAGAGAGUACAAGACUCUGGUUAAUCUGGACAAUCAAGAUUAUCUGAACGUUUACUUGGCUCAAUGGAGUAAUGACGACUUGCAGGGCCUUGCCACUUUUCCUUGGGACAAGUCUGUGCAUAGCAUAUAUGGUGGCACCAUUCUGGGCCUUAAGAAUUUCGGACGCAAACAGCAUUUAGACGCCCUUGUUCACGAGUUUGGUCACAUGUUAGGCUUGUGGCAUGUGCAUUAUGGCGUGACUGACUUAGAUUGCACAGAUGAUUGUGCAGAGACUUUCCCGUCACUCGAGCUGGGUGAUUUAUGCUCUGACACUAAUCCCACCCCAGCUAACAACCAGUGUCGAGAUCCCGUAGUUAAGAAAUCGGACAGGACGUGCGGUGUCAGGAAGUUCUUAGACACUCCUUUCUCAAACUACAUGAGUUACACAGACGACUCUUGCACCAAUUCGUUCACAGAACAGCAAGUGGCUCGAAUGCAUUGCUACAUUGAUUUGAUCCAUCAGUCAUGGCAGGGCGCCAUGACACCACCUUCGUUCAUUCCCAUUCCUCCGCGUGUAACGUCUAAAACGAAGGAUACCGUCAAGCUGACCUGGAUUCCACCGCUAGGCGUUGGUGGAGGAAACGCACUCAAGGGUUGCCAUGAGUGCCGCGAGGACAAAGUAUUUCAGCAAUAUGCUGUAAGUGCGUGGAGUCCCUGUCCCUCUCGUCCCAAUGGAUAUUGGGCUCCGCAUCAGGCCAUUGGUGCUCCUGACGUAGCUAAGCCUUGCAUCAUGAGUGUCGUGGGAUGGAGUCCCUUCCGUACGAAGUGCUCUGAAACGUUUAUCGAGUUUGGAUUCAAGGAAGCUGUCAUUCCAACUAAAUUAUCUGUAUGGGUGUUGUUUUCCUCUAAGGAUGGAAUUACCGACAUACAGUUAACCUUUGCGGAUGGUUCAGAAUUGUCUCUGGGGCACUUUACAGCUCAGUGUGAUGCCCCCCUUACAAUUCCUUUAGCACCUUACAGAUUAACCAAGAAGAUUUCAAAUAUUCGAAUCUACCUGAAGAAGGAAAUUUCCACUGUUAUUGAUGCCAUUCAGGUAACCUCGUCUGUCGAUCAUCCAAACUGCCUCAAGUGUGACCCCAUGAAGUACUUGGUGACUCGAGAUCCUCCCUUUCCAUUAGGCACCCCAGAGCGCGUGGCCACCACCCAGUUUGAAGACAGAUACCUAGAACCAGGACAGAAAUACACCUACACGGUUCAAGCUGAAACAAGUCAAGGUCUUCUAGGUCCACCCUCCCCUCCCUUGCUGUACUUGCCAAAGCAAGGCUUCUGCGGAGACGGCAGAGUGGACAAAAGUAUUGGAGAAGAGUGCGAUGACGGAAACCUUCGGGAUGCCGAUGGCUGUAACAUGCAGUGUAAGAAAGAAGACGUCUUUCAUUGCACAGGUCAUCCAAGUUUGUGCUAUCGCCAUGAUGGAGACGGAACCUGUGAAGACUUUGAGAAAAAAACAAGCAUCAAGGAUUGUGGGUUUUACACUCCUGAAGGGUUUGAAGAUCAAUGGGCUGCGUCCGUGACAGUAAACCCCACUUACCGUGAGAGUAGAUGCCCCCCAGAAAGCGUCGUGUUGGGACCACCGCCUUUUGACCUGGUUUGUCAUGGCAGUUUUAACGAAGAGUAUCAAUUCGCGUGGGGUCCUUGCAAGGGAAUGGACACCCUCUUCAGGGAUGGUAACUACUGGCUGGAGGUCACCUUCAACCGUUCGGUCGUGCCUGCUGCAAUAGUGCUUUACCUCGGCUCCGAAGGGAAAGCAGAAUAUGAUUUUAAUGACAAUGUCAAAGUUGUCAAAGUUGAGCUGGUGGACACGAAUGGUCGUGUCAUGUCCGCGGGAAACCAGAAAACGAACAUUUCAUGUAAGACGAAUCCAGCAGUCAUCCCAGUUUAUCAUGACAUGACAGAGCCAUUCUUUUACGUCCGGAGGGUGAAUAUCAGCUUCACGUCUCCUUUCAUUAGUAUAGCUGCCGUAGCCCUGCGCUCUAGAUCGCAGUUCGAUGUAGUAGAGAUGACAAGAUGCAAAUCGGACGAGGUUUUUAGUCCCCAUACACAACACUGUCACAAAUACGACUGUGAGAGGCCAUCUUGUGGUCAAAAACCUGUGGUCAAACAUGGCAACGUCGUAUGUGAGGGGACUGUUGAGGGGCAGACUUGUACAGUGACUUGUAAGCCGGGGUACCGACCUUCCAAACCUUUCAAGAUGAUUUGUUUGAAUAAGAAAUGGGAAGGGAUCAAUACGGCUUGUGUGCCUGUCAACUGUGGCGUGCCAAGAAUUCCUAACGGAAAGGCGGACUGCCCUCACGGUCAAACGUUUGGUAAGAAAUGCUCCAUAAAGUGCGCACCGCGGACUAAAAUGAGCCGAGGAGAAGGAAGCGUGACGUGCGAAGAAGACGGAAAAUGGUCCGCGCAAACAGCGCACUGUGUCAUGACGUGUCCCCACCCUGAAACUCCUGCAAACAGCUUUCCUCUCCAUAACGACUGCUCUGAAAGCAAAAGAACUCUACUUCCAGGCACAUCCUGUAAAUAUCAGUGUAAGCCUGGCUAUAGGGUGAAAGAGAGAGACGAGAGAAAGAUCUUCAAGAUGCGCUGUACUAAGAGUGGUCAGUGGACACAGCCUGUAUGCGAGCCUAUCAUGUGUCCAUCCAUCCCUGUUUUUGCCAUGUGGUAUAAUUGUUCCAAUGAUAACUCCAUGGGAAGUGUUUGCAGGAGUUUUUGUCCAGGACAAGAGGUUCACCAAGUCAAGUGUGAAGAAACUGGAAAGUGGAGUGAACCUCUGAAGCGUUGUAUUACAGCUGGCCAGUGUUCCAAGCCCGAAGCAGAGGGGAUCGUCUUUCAUUGCGAUGAUAACUUCCCUGGAAGCUCAUGCAAGCCUAGCUGCAAAACUUCCACGGAUGAUGUUGUGAAAAUUGGUGACGAAGGUAACUGGCACGUGUCCUUACUAUGCACCAGGAAACUCGACUGGUCUCCAGAUCCCUCGAGCUUGCGAUGUGUUCCCAGUUGUCGUAAGAGGUACAUGAAAGACGGUUGGUGUGAUUCGCAGAACAAUAAUGCACACUGUCGCUGGGAUGAUGGAGACUGCUGUCAAUCAACUACCAGUGACAGGAUGGUUCGCAUUUCGCCUUUGUGCGAACCAUUAGAAUCAUGCGCUUGUAGAGACCCUAAUGCCAAAGAAAAUAGGGAAGAUCCCAGAAGAAAUGAUGAUGACGACGACGACGACGACGAUGAUGAUGAUGACGAUGAUGAUGAUCGUAAUAAGGCUGAAGGAAGCGGGUCAGACGAAGAUAGACAUUUAAGGACGUCAACAUAAUUCUAUCAUCCUUUACGGACAGUUCUGUAUUCUUACAUACGAUUUUUUUAUUUUUAAUGCAAUCGAAAGAAAACAAAAAUCAUGAAGUCAGACUGCAUUUUAAGGCGAUAGGAGGAACUAACUAAAGGUAUUUCUUUGCGCACGAGUAGCGUAUGCCAAAUUAAACAAGACUCCCGCAAGGGAAGCUGAGGGAGGAUUUUAGGAACUAAGCACCUCCACAAGUACACAAGUUUAACGUACUUUUUCUAAUUCAGAUGCAGUCAGAAUGUUCUUCUUUGUUUCUUUUUGUUAACAAUGUAACAGUUAGAGUGUGGAAUGGGGUUACGAUAUUGAACCAAAGGGUAAAGACACUUUUGGAAUAAUCGAGUUCUUAAUCGUGCUUUUUGGAAUUUAAUUUUUGAUGACAUAAUGAUUUUGAUCCGACUGUUUGAAAGCCAAAGUAGAGAUAUAUUACGUUUGAGCCGGGCUUUAGUUAUCGGACCUUCUCUGUGUCACGCACCGUUACACUUGACGGGAAAGACGUGGUCUGGCGUGACAGAUAGCACACACAGCGAAGAGCGAAAGAUACUGUUCACCUUAAAUUGUCAUGGCUUCAUUUUCUGCACUGAUCAGAAGCGUUCUGGCUGAAUUGUUGAAAUCGACAUAUGUCUUUGCCACUUUGAACAGUCAUCUGAAAAUCGUGCCACUAGUUACCAUGUAACAUUGACGCGUAAUUUCUCAUUUAUUAAGAAUACGUCGUAGCUGACUAAGUGCACAUUGCACGAAACGACUUUCAACCAAGACGUAAGCAACUUUUAAGAUAUCUACUGAUAGGAUCAGAAGUAAAACGUGAGCGAGCGAAAAAGGACUUCGGGAAGACAGGGUGUGUAGAGCGGUAAAUCCGGACAGAGAGAGGCUCCUCUUUCUAGAUUUCUCGCCGCAACUUUUCUUUUGCACCCGGCAGGCAUAAAUGACAGGGCUAGGCUGCUCAUUAAGAUCAAAGUAGAAGCGAAACCUUUUACGUUCUCUUUACAUUUCCAAGGGUACGGCGGACCACGAAAUUUCGUCAGCUUAAGUAUAAAACAAUUUUAAACCAAAUGCAUAUAACGGGUUCUUCCUCGCCUAAAUCAAAUUCGUAUCUUAGUUCCACCUAAACGAAAAUAUAACCUAUUUAUUCAUUAUCAUACCUUGUUUUAUUAUAUAUCUAUUGUACUGAAAAUAAAUCUUUACAUUCAUCUGUUC